Kockovaella imperatae is the source of this 1899-nucleotide messenger RNA. RefSeq lists its product as hypothetical. Gene Ontology annotation, molecular function: zinc ion binding; transcription cis-regulatory region binding; DNA-binding transcription factor activity, RNA polymerase II-specific. Gene Ontology annotation, cellular component: nucleus. The record is from RefSeq and is a predicted model, not a curated record. Bases 83 to 1855 code for a protein of 590 amino acids. Lineage: Eukaryota; Fungi; Basidiomycota; Tremellomycetes; Tremellales; Cuniculitremaceae. Gene Ontology annotation, biological process: regulation of DNA-templated transcription. The transcript has 11 exons.
UCUGUCGGAUGACCCGCCCUUGUUUUGCUCGUCGUCGUCUUCUUUCUCCACAAUACAAAUCUCACAAGAGCUGUGAGGGGCCAUGUCUGCCUCACCACCAUCCAAGAAGAGGACCAGCCGAGCCUGUGUAUACUGCAAGAGCAGAAAACAAAAGUGUGGUGGAUAUACUGCCGAAAUCAAAUGUUCAGCCUGUCAGCAGCGCAAGAUCCGAUGUUCCUUCGAAGAUGAAGCCGAAGAUCCUCGGUACAACCCUUAUCUAAGGUACGAACAAGCGGCGGCAAGGCAGAACGCGAUGUAUAAUGGUAAUGGGGAUGAGCCUUCCGGUACUGGAUCUUCCGCCAUUGGACCAUUUAGAACUGGUAGCAGACCCUCAAUUGGAGAUUCCAAUGGUGGACAUAAUGGGCACAGGGACAGUUGGCAGCAUAUCGCGCCGCAAGCUGAAGCUGGACCGUCGAGGCAGCAUUCAACAGCUGGUCUGCCUCUUAAUCCGCCGCAAAGUAUCGCCAUGGCGGGUCGAGUCUCAAGUGCGAGGAAUGAUCACUUGUCCUCUCCCCAUAGUCAAUCACCACCUAUACGCUCUCCCUUGCCUUCUGACUUUCGCGGGCCAUUGAGGACUCUGCAACAUCUCGUCAGUGAUGAUCUGAAAUCUGUCGAAGAUGUAGAUCCCAUCAGGCGACAUGUCAUCACGCCCGGCGAAGCGUCCAUGCUCUUCCAAAUAUUCUUCAAAAACUGCCAUGCGCACGCUCCGUUUCUCGACGUUCAAGCCAAUUCAGAUUGGAAAAAAUGCCAAGACUCUAGCUCUCUUCUAUUCUUGGGCAUCCUGCAAGUUGCAGCGAGGUACUGGGGCCAUUCUUCAAGGGCCGACUCGUGGCUACAUCCGCGGUACAAUGAAUUGGUCGCUUUGCUCGAUAUGGAAGUCACUCGACUGACACUUCGACCACGAGACGGGGAUGCCAGCCUAGCAACGCUACAAGGACUAAUGCUCUACGCUCAUUGGAUGCCCCUCGAAGUCGCGCCGCAUGGUCAAGUGAGAUUCAGAUUCUCAGAGACAGGCGCUUGGCAGGCUUUAGGUCUGGCUAUACGUUGGGCCACUCAGCUGGACCUAGAUAGCGUGGCGGACUUUUCAGCCGAGACGGGCAAUGUACAGGAAUUUCGAACCGUCGCGUAUUUGACGGAGAGUGACCACUACGUCUCUCUAUCGACGCGACGUCGUCCGACGCUUGACACUCAAGGCCUGGCUAUUGGCUGUUCGGCUUUUCUCGCUUCGGGCAGGACACAAUCUACGGACUUGCGUCUAGUCUCCCUUUUGCGUGUGGCUCAUGCCUCUUCGAUCAUACUUCGCGGAGUCGUUUCUGGGUCUGUCAGCGUCGAGUCUGUCAAGGCAUUCAACGAGGAUGUAAUCCAGGUGGAACGUGACUAUAUCGAAACCGCCUCUCGCCAAGGAGGCGGGGUAGACAGUCAUGCACGGCAGUUCCCGUAUACUUCACUCCGGUGGUAUCGCCUCGCAUUCGCAAGCGUCCUGCUCAAUUCGGCCUCACCAUGGUCAGCUAUCGGAGAAAUGUUCCAUUGGGCCGUGAAUUGGGCCAGUCAAAUCCUCUUUUUCCUAUCCGGAUCGGCGAAUCGAGGGGAGCGAAACUUGACGGACGAUACGGGUGAACCUCUGUUGCCUGAUCCCUCAUUGGUCCAUUUCUUGACAUUUGCAAUCGACCACUACUAUGUGGUGGUGGCAUAUUCAGCUGCGUUCUUGGUGGUGGCUUGGCGCCAGGGAGCCAUUGACGGUGGGUCUGCGUUUUACAGGGGCCGGGUUAACGUUCAGACCACCUGGAAACUUGCCCCCAAACACCCAAUCAGUUGACUCGCUCCACGGCAAUUUCUCAAAGCUCUCUCUUGUACCGCUUG